GGGUGAACGUAGGGGGGCCGGAGGGAGUUUCGGCCGAUGGCGGCUGUCAACUCGCGGAUCUCAGCCUUCGCACCGACGGUACUCUGCCGUUUCUCGGUAGUGGUAGUUUUCACGCCUCGCCCGGUCCGAGAAUAGCCGGCGCGCGAUCGCGUUGAAUUGCGACGCGGCACAAGAUUUACGAAAGCGAAACGACGCGAGUGAACGCGGCCAGCCACUUAUAUGACAUCGGGCAAGGAGACAAUGGGUGAACAACCAAUUUUUAUGUGCAAGGCGCACGUGUUUCACAUUGAUCCUAAGACCAAACGGUCUUGGGUACCGGCGUCAUCAGCAGCAAUAUCAGUAUCAUUCUUCUAUGAUUCCACUAGGAGUUUAUACAGAAUAAUCUCGAUUGAAGGAGCAAAGCCUGUCAUAAAUAGCACAAUUACUCCAAACAUGACUUUCACCAAGACAUCGCAGAAAUUUGGCCAGUGGUCGGAUGUUAGGGCAAACACUGUGUAUGGUUUAGGUUUUGCAUCCGAAGCCGAAUUAGGAAAGUUUAUCGAGAAGUUUCACGAAGUGAAAGAGGCCACAAAGCUGGCCAGCGCAAAGUUACAGUCGAACAGUUCAUCAGUUACGCCAGCCACCAGCGCGAACGUCAGUCCGAUCACGUCCCGAUCGGGCAUGCCGUCCUCGGAGCAAGAUCUCAUAGAUCCACCAAACUCCUCGAUGAUUAACUCCAACGUGUCAUCAAAUAACCAAAACCAAAAUGCCAAUAUGAUUUCCGCUCAGAACAGUGUAUCUUCGGUAAGCAGCAGUCCUUUACCUGGUAGUUUUCAGAAUAAGGUGGACGACGAAUUGAAAAACGCAGUCCAUUCAAGAUCACAGAGUAUUUCUCAGAGUACAGAAAGUCCGCAGCAUCAAGGGAAAUCGGCGCAAUUGAGCUCAACGCAAAGUGGACAGUCAGCUGAGGUGCAGCUCAAGUAUGAAAACGACAGGCUGAAACUAGCACUAGCUCAGAGUUCUGCUAACGCUAAGAAAUGGGAGGUUGAAUUGACUACCCUUAAAACCAACAAUGCAAGAUUAACGAGUGCGUUACAAGAGUCCACGGCUAACGUUGACGAAUGGAAGAGACAGCUACAAUUGUACAAAGAGGAAAAUGCCAAAAUAAAACUUAAAUAUGCCGAUUUGGAAGCUGGUAAGAUCGCGGAGGGAAAUUGCGAAGCGUUAAGAUUAAGAGUCGAGGCAUUGGAAAGCGAGCUGAGAACGCGAAACGACGAAAUCAAAGCUCUUACGAUGGCCAGCAAAAAUAAGGAUUUUGUGGCUCUGCAAAAGGAGAAUGCCGAACUCCGCGAGAUGUUAAAUGUAGUUCAUGAACAAUUAGAACUUGCGUUGAGUGCAAAUAAAGUUCAAAAACAAAAUUUGGAUACGCUAAAUGCCAGAUUAGCUGGCUAUAUACAGGAUUUGGUAACUGUACAUCGAGAAAUCACAAAUACACUGCAAACUUAAGUUUGCACCAUAGGCGAAAACCUAAGAAUGCCUCUCUUAGGUCUUUUGUAUUUACUAUAAGGGCGAUGUACGAAUGGACGAUGUAGAUUAAUAACAAAGAGAGAAGUUCCGAGAACAAAGAAAAUUGCGAAUGAAGAUUAAUCGAGCAGAAAAAAAUUAUAGAAGAUUACUGAGAUAAUUGUCUCGAAAAUUAGUACACUACAGAAGAGAUUGCUCCCUGAACAUGUAUUUAAAUUUGAUCAACCUGAUCUAUUUAAAGCUUUUUUUUUUAAAGAUAAGUUUUGUGCCAUAAUUAUACUAUUGUUAUACAGAAUAGGACACUGACUUUAUCAUCCGCUUUUUACUUUCUACAUAUUUAUGUAGAUACAUGAUUUUCGAAACUAUAAAUCUAUUUAAAUUUGCAUCGACUCCGUUUUUUUCUCGCUAGAAUUAAAAAAAAGAAAAAAAAGUUCCUUGUGCUUUUUUUAAACAAAAGUUCCGGAGAAUUUUAAAAAACUGAUUUAAUGCUUUCCUAGAUAUUCUCUUCCUGCAUAUUGCAUUGCAUUGAAAUACUCUUGCAUUAUCCACAGUCUACGAGAUAUAUUAUUGCGGUAACUUUCUUUGUAACAAUUAUAUUAUUAGACUCUCAUUCUAGAAUAUAUAGUAACUGUAUAAAUUUUCUCAUUCUAAAUACAGUAAUAAUAGUUAUUACUGUAGUCGUAAUUUGAUUUGUUCAUGUAACGUAUAGCACUUUCAUAAUCGCAUUGUUUUGUAACUCUCAAAAACUGAAAAUUAAAAGAGCGAUUUUUUUUUAUUAUUCUUUUUAUUCUUUAAUGUAGAUUUCUAAUAAUGUCGAGAUUAAAUCUUAUGCAUAUUUCGUAAAAUGUGAAUAUUACUAAUAAAGAGCUCACUCUUGACGAAUUCACAAGUGACUUAAUAGCAAACUGAAUGGGAGUCUAGUGAUUUAAGGAGUACGAACUCGAAUCAUGUCAUAUGUCGACCAGAUACUGACAGAUACGGGUAAUACGUAAGAGAAAUAUUUGUGAACACUAUAGAACGCAUUUAAAUAAUUUAAAUAUUUAUACUGAUGAAUAGAAAGUUUUUCUUAAUGUUCCUGAUGUUUUUCAAUUGAUAAACACAAGAGCUUAAAACUUUCUGUCGCAAUAAAUGAUAUCUAAAUUAUUUAAACUUGUUCGAGUGUUUAAAUGUAUUAGUCUUUUUAUGGAUCAUACAGGGUGUCUAAAAAUAUGCAGUCAAACUUAUACAUUGUAUUAAAGUGGAAUCGAGCAUGUGAAGGAAGUUUAUAUUGAAUCUCUGUCCGAAAUUAUAUCAGUGAAAUACACGAGAUCGACAGUUUUUUAGUAAAACUGCUCUCAUAAUUUUCUAGAUGUGUUGCUAAUUCAAAAGCAAGUGCAUGACAGUCAUUCGCACUUCUGCAUAGUAAAAUUACAUUUAUUUAAAUAAGACAUUACGAAGCUCCGAUAAACUUAUAUAAACUGUAGCAGACGAAUAGAGUGCUUGUAUAUAUAAAUAGAAAAGAAUAUGGACAAUAAGAGAAAUCAAUUUCAAGCAAUUUAUAUAUAGGAAUGAAGAAAACAUGUUAUAUUAAUACUCUUUUUAUAUUUCUUUUAUCUGCGUAAUUACUUUUUCUAAUCUACUUUAGAUUAUAAAUUUACUAUUUUAUAAUUGUAUAAUAGCCUUUGCGUUACUUUUUUACUUUUCUACUGCGAUUUCAAUUUUAGAACAAUAUUAGAUGUAAGACAAUGACAAUGACAAAUAUGAAAUUACCGCAAUUUUUAAAAAACGUUAGCUUAACUAAGUGAACAUAAUAAUCCUUGUCUUCUCUGGAAUAUCGUUCAAGAAUCAUUGUUUCACGAUAUAAAACUAUCUUCGAAUUUUAUUUAUUCAAAACGUUAAUAUCAUAUGUCUAACUAAUUAACAAUGUGCGCGACACCACAUUGAUAUAUGAAAUAGCAUGUCUGUGAUAAUUUUUAAUACAUACGUUUUUCAUAUUUUGUUUCUCUUGUGAAUUAAACAUGUAUUUUGUACUUUUCUUCUUUAUUCAAUUCAAAUGUAAUGUCAAUUAUGUUACAAAAAAUCGACUUUCCACAACAAGUUAACAUUUGCUGGUAUGAUCCAUCAUGAAAUAUUUUACAUAGUUGUUUCUGUCACGUUAGAUUGAAGAUAUUUCAGAUGAUAAAGUCAGAUGUCCCACUCUGUAGAAGAUGCAUACAAUUGUUGAAUUUGUCGUAUGCGAGCACCAUUCUUAUGUAUAAAAUACAGUAGAACGGCGACUGUCCCAAGUGUGUUUGUGAGAGAGAUGUUUUCAUAAGAGCGUUCUUGCGAAUAAACCAUUUGGAUGAGAGAAAGCACAAGAAAGAAAAUGAUAUUCUUCCAACAAAGAUUACCAAUAUCAGUAUGACAAAUAUAAUACUGCUUCCCCGAACGCAUCAUCUAAUAUUAAAAUACGCAUCCUUUGCCUCUCACAACUACUACGUUUUAAUGCUAGCAUAUAAUAUAUAUAGAAAAAAAAUGUUCAGGUGUCACGCAGUUCCUCUCGACUACGAAGUCUUUGACCUAGGCGAGUGAUUAAAGAAUUUGUAGAUGAAAGAGAAUGCAGUGAAUCUGCGCAACAUUUUGUACAUACGUUUAUUUCAAUUUUUAAAUCCUGCAGUACUGAUGCAUACCAUGCCAUCAUUAAAUUUAUUAGACUAGACAAUAUAUUUUAAUUAUAAAGAUUAUUAGAAAAAUUAUUAAUUUUAAUUAUAAAUAUUUUAAUUAUAAAUAUAUUUGUUUCGUCCAGCUUUAGAUUGUAUAUAAUUUGACUAGUGCAAGGAACAAAAUUAUGCAUGGAUUUUGCAUGUACAGCUUAUUAUUGGAUUUAUUUAAUUUAUUAUUAGUUUAUAUAAUGAAACUUAUAUCUUUUAAAUGAUAUUGUUUAAAUCUCGUGUCAUCAAAUAUAAUAUGUGUCCGUGAAGAAUUUCCUGUGGACAGUACUGAAGGGUUUAAAGCAAUGUUAUAUUUAUCGACGCAAUUAUAUUAAAUCUUGUUAUUAUAGAGAGAAUUUAUGUUUUUAAGGAAUUAUACAUGUAUGUAUUUCUUAGUUUAUACUAAACUACUUUAUAGAUAUUAUAUUUUAUUAUAAGAUUUUUUACUAAAAAAUUUUUGUUAUCCUUAUUAUACUUUGUAUUUAAUAUGUAUGCCUCUAUUUAAUGUUUUUAUAUUGGAAUAACUGUUCUUCGCAUCAGUUCUCGUGUUAAUUUAUAUUCUCGGAUAAUCGACGUUUUACUGUACACAUUGUAGGAAUAGUUUGAUUUUCCAUGACAUGUACCGAAGUUAAUAAUUGUCGCAUGAACGCGCGCAUUUAUAAUUAAGUGAUUAAUAUAUGCACUUACGUAUUGAGUCUAUCGAAGAAAAUGUGUAGUGAGUUUACGUCACGUCUUUUGGCCGCAGAUUUAUAUAGUCUUUUGCAGUCCGUUUUUACAUAGAAAUUUAUGUUACAUGCAUGUUUGUUAUAUUUUUUCGUACAAAUAUAUUGAAACAUAUUAUUAUUAUUGUUGCUGGAAGAGCGUUACUAUUGUCAUUGCUAUUGCUGCUACUUCUACUAUUGCGAUCAUGAUACUAUUAUUAAGUCACACUCUCUUAAUCUACUAUUACUAUCGCUCAAAAAAAAAAUCUCUUUCUCUCUAUACAUCUAUUAUUGAUAUCUUCAUUAUGUAUUAUUGCGAAUGGCAUUGUCGUUAGAAAUAUUUUAAUUACCGGUAAUUGCAAAUACAUUGUAUUAAUUGCGUCUGCAAAAAAUGUUUAAUAGUUAGAUACAUAAAACAUAUCAAGAACGUCACGAUUAGC
Molecule: messenger RNA, 5313 nt
Organism: Solenopsis invicta (red fire ant)
Lineage: Eukaryota; Metazoa; Arthropoda; Insecta; Hymenoptera; Formicidae
Gene: homer
Product: homer protein homolog 1
Exons: 6
Coding region: 220-1485 (421 amino acids)
Biological process (GO): G protein-coupled glutamate receptor signaling pathway; regulation of store-operated calcium entry
Cellular component (GO): cytoplasm; dendrite; plasma membrane
Molecular function (GO): G protein-coupled glutamate receptor binding
Source: RefSeq, a predicted model, not a curated record